Molecule: messenger RNA, 4273 nt
Organism: Lotus japonicus
Lineage: Eukaryota; Viridiplantae; Streptophyta; Magnoliopsida; Fabales; Fabaceae
Exons: 11
Coding region: 1964-4057 (697 amino acids)
Biological process (GO): lipid metabolic process
Source: RefSeq, a predicted model, not a curated record
ACACUGUUUCGGUGGUUUACUCAGCAUAGCUCAAAUUAGUUGAAUUCGGGUUGCAACUUGCAAUCUGCGUAUCACUUGAAGUUCAAGCUGUGGUAAAUUUUCUUAAUGUAAAUCAAGAAAUUAUAAAUUAGAAGACAAUUCCUUUUCUAAUUAGUUGAAUAAAGCAUUACAAUGCAAAAAUUAGUUCAACAUCACUACAUCAGGAACAUUAGAGGAAGUUAAAUGAGUUCAUAUGAUAUAUAGAAACAAAUCCUCAUAAUAUACAAAUGAAAGCGUGUCUGGAAAUCCGACAAGUUUUCACGCUAGAUAGAAGUGUGAUUUUGAAAGGUUUAAAUAUGAAACCAAACAUUAUAUUCAAGAGGCGAAACCUCGCAUUAGCAAGAAGAGACAAGUGCAUGCAUUAAACAAGGUAAUUUAUCUCUCCUUUUUUUUUGGGUAAAGAAAUAAGGUAAAUUAAUCUCUCCUUUCCUUUUUUUUGUCAAGAAACAAGGUAAACUAAUCUCUCCUUUCAAUGGAACUAGACUUGCCACAUAAUUCACAGCUUGAAAACAUGAGAUUCCAUCUGUAUGCAUCAUCUUUAUUAGGACAUCCUUAGAUUCUUUUGUAUCAACAUUGUAGGACGUGAUCUUUCCACAAGACACCAUCUCCAUAAGAAGCUCAUUCCCCUUCCAGAAAACCCAAGGUUUAGGCACUUCUUCUGUCAAAUGUUUUAUAGUUCUCAUGUGGGUCCAAGAACCAAAUCCACCCAUCACCCAUAUGUCAAAAUUGGACGGGGAUUGAUAACUACAGCAGACCAGUGAGAUGGAGUCAUUCCACACAGUUAGAGUACUACCAUUGCGUUCGAUAAUAUUGACACCCGGUGGCUUUGGCACCAUUUGGAAAACCCCAUCAUCCAUAUUCAAUGCCACAAUUACAAUGGAAUAGUCUUCACGGUACCGUGCCCACCAGUAGAAAGUUCUAUUAAAGCACAUUGCAAAAUCAUUAUAAUUUAAAUACAAAAGCUCAACAUUGGUAUUAGGCAUCACUGCCCACGAAUCUGUACUUAAAGUAUAUUGCUCAACAACCCUAGCAUAAUAAUCUGUGGCGUUCUGCCUUUUCCGAAUGCUUAUAACUUUAAAAUCAUCAGUGAAGGAAUCAUACCCCAUUCCAACUGCUACACGUGAGCUAUGCUCAAUAGUGAAAGGAGGAAGUUUUCUAAAUUCUCUGGUUAAUGGGUUAUACAAAAGAAUAUAAUCAAGUGAAGACAAGCACACUAUACCAUUAGAGUGACCACAAAUUUGGUAGCACCUUGAAAAAUAUUUGGAUGGCCAUGGGGGUAUUGGGGUUUCCAUGCCAAUGCCAGUGGCAGACAAGGAAAAGAGUUUGUAUAUUUCCAAUUUCAGGUCAUUCACUAUGUGGGAGGGAAGCUUGAGAAGCACGUCAUUCGCAGCAGAGUUUUGGUUUUUGAUAAAGUGGCGAGACAAGAACUUGGUGUCAUAGUGUAAAAGAGCAAACCAGUGUUUGCACACACACUUGAAGCGCAUCAACGACUUGCACGGCAGUCUCACAAGGAUAUUCUCCACCAACUCUUGAGUCCGGUAUGCAGAUAUUUCACUAUCAAAACCAAAAAGCUCAACGUUGGUAUUAUGCAGCACAGUCCAUGAAUCAGCACUUAAGACGAGAUAUUCCCGCACAGAAUUUAGUAACCGUAUUACACGAAGCACGCUCUCGUAUCCGCCACGUGGCAUCCACCGACUCAACCUUCAGAGAGAAAGAGAAAGAGAACGAAAGAAAGAAGAAGAAGAACCAGAAAACAAUGCAAUGCAAUGCAAUUCAAUAUUUGUGUUUGUUUCAUUGAAUUGAUUUCUAAGAAGAAGAUAAAACGAAGAAGAAUCAUCAUCUAAUCUAACAACUACCUCCAUAAAUUUUCUUGAUUUCGCAACAUUUCAUCGAAUCGAAUCGAAUCUCCUCCGAUCGAUUGAGAAUGCAACGCGUUGUUGACAACGUCCUCGCCGUCACUAAAGAGUCGGUGAAGACCUUUACUUAUGAGUCGUUGAACAAUAUUGUGAGGUUGAUCAAUGGAGUUUCAGCUCUUUUGUUGACAUUGUUACCUGGUAAAGCUACUAUACUUGAAGGCAUUCAGGGUUGGGAGCUCAGACCUACUUUCCGUGGACCGCGAUUUCCUCGUUGGAUGGAAAAUGGUGUAUCUUCUUUCAACCACUUUAUUCAUGAGCUUGCUGUGGAUUCGGAUACUUCAAGCCUCGAAUACUCAUCUGGAGAAGAAGAUAUGGACGGGUGUGAAUAUCUUUCAUCUCCCUCGUCUCAGGGUUCUAGGGCCUCUAGAGAUAGUUUUGCAGAUUACGGUAGGCGUCAGGUAGAUUGGAUCCAGUAUAUCUUACUCUGGAUUUGGGUUCCUAUCAAGUUUUUGCUGGGGAUUCCUUUUUAUCUUUUCCAGUUAGUUUGUUCUGGAGUGUCAAGGCCAAUUUCUAUCUCUGGAAAUCAGAACUCUUCACAAGAACAUUCAAAUAACAGAGUCCAAAGCCUCAAGGACCAAAUUAUCCAUCGCGCUACUGAUAGGAGACGUGGUAUCAUAGAGGAUCUUAAUUUAGGCAUAGAGAUAUGUAUAGAAGCCGUGUUUGAUAUGGUUCACAAGGCAGUACAUCUUCUUCUUUCCCCAUCAGAAGCUUUUGCUGCAUUACAUAGGUUGUUUUCAUCUCAUGAAAGAAGUGUCAUAGAUGAUAAUGAUGGUGCUGAGGAUGCCUCCAUUUCUACAGCUACACUUGGAGAGAAUGACCCAACACCUACAGAGAGGAAUACCAAUUAUCGCCAGUCCUUGAACACAGAUGCCCGUACAUGUCAGGAUGUCAUAACAGAACUUGGGUAUCCAUACGAAGCUAUUCAUGUGAUCACUAAUGAUGGAUAUGUUCUUCUUUUAGAAAGAAUACCUAGGCGAGAUGCUAGAAAGGCUGUUUAUCUUCAGCAUGGAGUUAUGGAUUCAUCAAUGGGUUGGGUGUCGAACGGUGUUGUUGGCUCUCCAGCUUUUGCAGCCUAUGAUCAAGGGUAUGAUGUGUUUCUGGGAAACUUGCGCGGUUUGGUUUCUAGGGAACAUAUCAACAAGAACAUAUCCUCACGUGAGUACUGGCGGUACUCCAUCAAUGAACAUGGAACUGAGGAUAUCCCUGCUAUGAUAGAGAAAAUCCAUCAAGUAAAAACUGCUGAGUUGAGGCUUAGUAAACCCGACAUCGAGGAGGAUAACAAUGAUGAUCAGCUUUACAAGCUUUGUGCAAUUUCCCAUAGUUUGGGAGGGGCAUCUGUGUUGAUGUAUGUCAUCACGCGUAGGAUAGAAAGGAAACGCCAUAGACUUUCUAGAUUGAUUUUGUUAUCACCUGCUGGUUUUCAUCAAGACUCUAACCUGGUUUUCUCUGUGGUUGAGCAUGUAGUAUUUUUGCUGGCUCCUAUUCUUUCUCGUAUUUGCCCCGCCUUCUAUAUUCCGACCCGGUUUUUCCGAAUGCUUGUUAACAAGUUAGCUAGGGACCUGCAAAACCUGCCUGCAGUUGGAGGUUUGGUUCAAACCUUAGUGAGUUAUGUUGUUGGUGGGGACAGUUCAAAUUGGGUUGGAGCAUUAGGAUUACCUCAUUACAACAUGAAUGAUAUGCCAGGAGUGUCAUUCUAUGUUGCUCUUCAUCUUGCACAGAUAAAGAGAACCAGAAGAUUCAGAAUGUUCGAUUAUGGGAGUGCUUCUGCUAACAUGGAGGUGUAUGGUUCACCUGAGCCUUUGGACUUGGCUGAAAACUACAGGCUCAUUGACGUUCCUGUUGAUCUUGUUGCUGGCCAGAAAGACAAGGUGAUAAGGCCUUCAAUGGUGAAGAGACACUAUAAACUGAUGAAGGAAGCUGGUGUGGAUGUUUCAUUCAAUGAGUUUGAAUAUGCUCAUUUGGAUUUCACCUUCUCCCACCGUGAAGAACUUUUGUCAUAUGUUAUGUCACGUUUGCUGCUUGUGGAGCCAAAUUCAAAGUAUCAACUAAAUCAAAGGGGUGUAAGAUUGAGGAAGAAAGUGCAGGCUUCAGUUAAUGGGUAGAAUAGAAUGUGAGAGAAUGUAUAUAUUAUAAUUUUCUACUGAAGUGUGUGUGUAUAUGUGUGUUCUCUUCCUUCAAAUCAUCCUUUUGCAUUUGAUUGGAUUUUUUCUUCCGUUUGGAGGAAGGAUAGAUGUUGGAACAUUGUAAAAUAGUGUUAAAUUAUCUGAAUAGAACAAUAGGAGUCAAUAGAAUCUUUUAUGGAACUGUGUUAUUAUUAA